This is a messenger RNA of Polyodon spathula (Mississippi paddlefish), 3775 nucleotides long. Its product is annotated as E3 ubiquitin-protein ligase TRIM33-like. Gene Ontology annotation, molecular function: protein binding; zinc ion binding. The record is from RefSeq and is a predicted model, not a curated record. Lineage: Eukaryota; Metazoa; Chordata; Actinopteri; Acipenseriformes; Polyodontidae.
UGCGUGGAGCGUCAAGCGGUUCAAAGAGGAAGGAAGAUGGCGGAAAACAAAGGCGGAGGGGACGGCGAGAGCCCCGAAAAUAACACCCCAGCUCUGACUGAAGAGGACCCCCCUGCCCCGGCCGGGAAAGAAGACGAGAGCCCGGUGACCAGCGAGCCCGCGGCGAGCGGAGCGGAGGCCCGGAGCCCCGAGGAGAGCGAGCAGGCUCCGAGCGGAGGAGUGGAGAGCGCCGCCAGCGGGAACGGCAGCCCCGGGGCCGCGGCACCCCCGGGCUCCGGCGAGGCUGAGGACGUGCCUGCCCGGGAGGCCGAGGAGGGCUCUGCCCGGGAGAUUGAGGUGCUGUCUGUCCGGGAGGCUGACGUGCUGUCUGCCCAGGACACCGACGUGGUGUGCGUGGAGGUGGUGCCAGCCCCAGCUCCUCCGGCGACUGCAGUGGAGUCUCCCUCUCCCAUCCUCACCGCGCCGGCGGCUCCCCCGGCCCCGGCUCUCCCGAUCAACCUGCUGGAUACGUGCACGGUGUGCAAGCAGAGCCUGCAGAACCGGGACUGCGAGCCCAAGCUCCUGCCGUGUCUGCAUUCCUUCUGUCUGCGCUGCAUCCCUCAACCGGAGCGCCAGCUCAGCUUGCAGCUACCGGGCCCGCACGGGCAGGAGAUUCAGCUCGUGAAUGUGAUGCGGUGCCCAGUGUGCCGGCAGGAGUUCAAGCAGACCGACCUGGUAGAUAAUUACUUUGUGAAAGAUACCUCUGAGGUCUCCAGCGGCUCGGAUGAGAAUUCAGCGCAGGUGUGUACGAGCUGCGACGACAAUGCCGGCGCCGUGGGCUUCUGUGUGGAGUGCGGGGAGUGGCUCUGCAAAACCUGCAUAGAGGCCCAUCAGAGAGUCAAGUUCACCAAGGACCAUGUGAUCAGGAGGAAAGAUGACGUCUCUGCUGAACCAGUGGGAACCUCAGGGCAGCGGGCUGUGUUCUGCCCGAUCCACAAGCAGGAAGCUCUAAAGCUGUUCUGCGAGACCUGUGACCGGCUGACUUGCAGAGACUGUCAGCUGCAGGAGCACAAGGAGCACAGAUACCAGUUUUUGGAGGAAGCUUUUCAGAACCAGAAAGGGAUAAUCGAGACCUUCAUGGCUAAGCUUCAGGAGAAGAAGAAUUACGUCCACUUUGCUUCCUCUCAGGUGCAGAGCAGGAUAAAAGAAGUUAACGAAACUCAUAAGAAAGUGGAACAUGAAAUCAAAGUGGCUGUUUUCACCCUCAUCAAUGAAAUCAACAAAAAGGGAAAAUCACUAUUGCAGCAGUUGGAGAGUGUGACAAAGGAGCGCAAUGUCAAGCUGAUGCACCAGCAGCGUGACAUCACCAGCCUGUCCCAGCAGAUCAUGCACGUGCUCAGCUUCGCCAACUGGGCCAUCUGCAGCGGGAGCAGCACUGCGCUUCUCUACAGCAAGAGACUGAUAACGUUCCAGCUGCGGCACAUUCUGAAGGCUCGAUGUGACCCUGUCCCUUCGGCGAAUGGAGCUGUGCGCUUCUUCUGUGACCCCACCUUCUGGGCAAAGAACGUUGUCAAUCUGGGUAACCUGGUGAUCGAGACCAAGCCAAUUCCUGUCCACGCCCCGAACGUGGUAGUGGGUCAGGUUCCUAAUGCGCAGAACCACGCAGGGAAGCACCUAGGGCAGAUCAACCUGGCUCAGCUGCGGCUGCAGCACAUGCAGCAGCAGCAGCAGCAGGCUGCCUAUGCGCAGAAGCAGCAGCAACAGCAGUUACAGCUCCAGCAGCAACAGAUGCAGCAGCAACAAAUGCAACAGCAGCAGCAGCAGCAGCUGCGCAUGGUGCAGCACUUGCCUCCGCACCCACGGCAGGGGGGGCCGCAGAUGGUCCAGCAGCAGCCUCCCCGGCUUAUCAGCAUGCAAGCCAUGCAGAGAGCCGGUAUGAAUGGAGCCGCCUACCAGGCACACCAGAUGCGACUGGCCCAGAGCCAGAACCAGAACCGCAUGCCAGGCGUCCCGCGGCACAACGGCCAGCAGUACCCCAUGAUGCAGCCGCAGCUCCAGAGACAGCAUUCCAACCCAGGCCACGCCGGUCCAUUCCCCGUCGCUUCACUCCACAACAGCGCUGCCAACCCAACCAGCCCCACCACCGCCAGCAUGGCCCACGCCCACCGCGGACCAACCAGCCCCUGCGUCUCCACCAUCGAGCUCAUCCCCUCUGUGACCAACCCUGAGAACCUGCCCUGCUUGCCGGACAUCCCGCCCAUACAGCUGGAAGAUGCUGGCUCGAGUAGUCUAGACAAUCUCCUGAGCAGAUACAUCUUCGCCAGCCAACUUCCUCAAGCUCCCCUGACCAAUAUGAUCCCAUCUCCCGGACCCUCCGCUCUGUCUCCAGGGUCUGCAGGCAUUUCUAAUUCACACACACCAGUGAGGCCCUCCAGUACCUCCAGCACAGGGAGCAGAGGCAGCUGUUCGUCGGGGCGGACCAUGCCAGUGGCGGACGCGGUGAAGGUCAAGCAGGAGCCGGGGACGGAGGAGGAGUGUGGCUUUUCGGGGGCGGUGGUCAAGCAGGAGCGGGUUGAAGACGGCCGCAGGAGCGCCUGCAUGAUGAGCAGCCCGGAGAGCAGCCGGACUCCCCCGCUGGCUGCCCCGUCCUCGACCCCCCAGGAACCGGCCCCGCUGCGGACCCUGGAGGAGCACGUCAAGGAGGAGCCCAAGGAGGCGGCGGGGAGCUGCCGGCAGCAGGUGGAGACGACCGUGACAAACGGCAAGGGCUCCGUGCGCAGCUUCCUGCACCGCCCUCCCCGAGCCGCCACCGCCACCGCACACAGCAGCGAGCACAAGGACGACGACCCCAACGAGGACUGGUGCGCCGUCUGUCAGAACGGGGGCGACCUGCUCUGCUGCGACAAGUGCCCCAAAGUCUUUCACCUCACCUGCCACGUUCCUACCCUGCUCAGCUUCCCCAGCGGAGAGUGGAUCUGUACCUUCUGCAGAAACCUGACCAAACCUGAGGUUGAGUACAACUGUGACAAUCUGCAGCACAAAAAGAAGGGGAAAACCGUGCACGGGCUCAGCCCUACGGACCAGAGGAAGUGCGAGCGUCUCCUCCUCUACAUCUUCUGUCACGAGCUGAGCAUCGAGUUCCACGAGCCAGUCUCUGCUUCUAUACCCAAUUACUACAAGAUCAUUAAGAAGCCUAUGGAACUGGCCACGGUGAAGAAGAAACUCCAGAUGAAGCACUCUCAGCACUACCAGACCCCGCAGGACUUCGUGGCCGACGUGCGCUUGAUCUUCAAGAACUGUGCAAAAUACAAUGAAAUGUCUCGAAUUAUCCAAGUUUAUGAUGAGAAAACCCAGAUUAAUUUGCAGGCUGAAUCUGAGGUGGCUCAGGCUGGCAAAGCGGUGGCAUUGUACUUUGAGGAGAAACUCAAGGAGAUUUACGGGGAUCAGAACUUCCCUCCUCACCCAGAGGAGGAGCCGGAGGAGGACGAGGAAGUCACAGAAGAUUCCGACGACGAUUUUGUCCAGCCGCGGCGCAAGCGAUUAAAAUCGGAAGAGAAGCCGCUACACAUCAAAUGAGAUUUAAAGGACACUUUCCAAGGACCCAAAUAAGAUCCACUGUGAAGUGCGGACCUUCUUAAAAGAGGAAAAUCCAUAGAUGUGUACAUGCAUAUCUGUCCUGAUGGAGAAUAUGAAUUUACUCUGAAUGCCCAAAGGACAGCAAAGACAGUGUUAGUAGAAUUUUUAAAAGUUGUACAGAUGGGGGAGAGAGAGAGAGAGAGAGAGGAGAGGAGAGAGA